AUGGACAUCGGCUCUUUCGGACUAAAGGAGUCCCUCGUAUCGGUUUACCGCACGAGAGGUGUCAAUCAGCUGUACCAAUGGCAAAGCGAGUGCCUCUCCCUCCCUGGCAUUCUCGAUGGCCAUCGUAACCUCAUCUACUGUGCUCCAACCAGUGGUGGCAAGACAUUGGUAUCCGAGAUCGUCAUGCUGCGCCGACUCGCUGGUGAUGGUCGCCGAGCGUUAUUCGUCCUACCCUACAUCAGUGUAGUCUCAGAGAAGGAAGCCUACCUCCAGAGUCUUUGCCGAUCUGCUCAAUACAAGGUCCAGGCUUUCUAUGGUGGUUCCUCUGGCAACUUCCUGGCGAUGGAACGGUACGACAUUGCAGUUUGCACUAUUGAGAAGGCCAACAGCUUGGUCAACGCUUUAUUAGAACAGCCAGGAGUCGAUCCUGGCUCGGAGCUUUCUCGGCUCCUCGGUUGCCUCGUAUUGGAUGAGCUUCACCUCCUCGGUGACAGCCAACGAGGGUAUCUAUUAGAGGUCUUGGUAGCCAAAGUACGUUACUUCGCUCCUACAUGCCAGAUAGUCGGCAUGUCCGCAACGCUCCCGAACGUCUCUGAGGUAGCGGCCUGGCUCGAUGCCCGCCUCUACGUCACCGACUUUCGUCCUGUCCCUUUGUACGAGUAUGUGGUCUGCAAGAGAACUGUUUUCACUUGCGAUGAAGAUCGA
Perkinsus marinus ATCC 50983 is the source of this 705-nucleotide messenger RNA. Its product is annotated as dna polymerase theta, putative. Gene Ontology annotation, molecular function: ATP binding; nucleic acid binding. The transcript has a single exon. The record is from RefSeq and is a predicted model, not a curated record. The annotation marks the transcript as partial. Lineage: Eukaryota; Perkinsozoa; Perkinsida; Perkinsidae.